AUUAUUACCCAUUAAUGUUCACGAAAAAAUGGAAAGAAAAGCACAUUAUAAAUAGACUAACCAAGCCCAGUAAGUCUCCUCAUCUCUUAAUCCAAUGGCUUUCUUCUUCAGUAGGAUUAACUGCAUUUGUGGGUCUUUGAUGAUCCUUUUAGCCUUCGUUUGUGAAGCUACAGUUCCUUCUGGAGGUUUCAUUGGAACCCAAAAUACCCAGUUUGUUCUCAAUGGCUCUCCUUUCUUCUUUAAUGGGUUUAAUUCCUAUUGGAUGAUGAGUGUUGCAGCUGACCCCAAUGAGAGGUACAAGGUCUCCAAUGUCUUCCGGGAUGCCACCGCCGCCGGCCUCACUGUUUGCAGGACGUGGGCUUUCAGUGACGGCGGCUACCGGCCAUUACAGAUAUCUCCCGGGAACUAUGAUGAGAAGGUUUUCCAGGCACUUGAUUUUGUGAUUUCGGAAGCACAAAAGUAUGGGAUUCGUUUAAUUUUGAGUUUGGUGAACAAUUACAAUGACUAUGGAGGUAGACCACAAUAUGUUCAGUGGGGAAAAAGUGCUGGACAGAAGAUUAGUGAUGAUGAUGAUUUUUAUACAAAUCCAAUGGUGAAGGAGUACUACAAGAACCAUGUUAAGAGAGUCCUAACAAGGUUGAACACCAUAACUGGAAUUGUGUAUAAAGAUGAUCCAACAGUCAUGGCAUGGGAGCUCAUGAAUGAACCACGAUGCAAAGUAGACUAUUCUGGAAAAUUAUUAAAUGUUUGGAUUCAAGAAAUGGCAACACAUGUGAAGUCUCUUGACAAUAAACACUUGCUUGAGGUAGGGAUGGAAGGUUUUUAUGGAGAUUCAACCCCAGAGAAGAAGCAAAUCAAUCCUAAUGGUUAUGAAUUUGGAACAGAUUUUAUUACCAAUAAUCUCAUAAAGGAAAUUGAUUUUGCCACAAUACAUGCAUAUCCAGAUAUUUGGUUACCGGGACAAAGCAACAACGAGCAAUUGACAUUCCUACAAAGGUGGAUGGAUAAUCACUGGGCAGACUCAAGAGGGGUAUUGAAGAAGCCAGUGGUAUUUGCUGAAUUUGGCAAAUCAAAGAAACAUCCUGGAUUCAGUAUUAGUAUUAGAGAUUCAUUCUUGAACAACACUUACAAUAGCAUCUACAACUUUGCAAGGAGUGGGGGAACAAUUGGAGGUGGUUUGGUUUGGCAAAUUUUAGCUGAAGAGAUGGAGUCAUAUUAUGAUGGUUAUGAGAUUAUUCUAACCCAAGAACUCUCAACAAGUAAAGUCAUUAGUGAACAAUCUCAUCUCAUGACUAUACUCAAUCAUUAAGACACCAAUUAAAUGAACCUAACAGACAUAAAAAUAAGAAAAUGAUUUAAUUAUAGGUAUUGGCUGUUUUGGAUGAGGGUAUAUUUUAUUAGAAUUUAAACUCAAGGAACAAAAGGAGAUGUAUCAAGAUGUAAUUCUCAUUUACAGAGAUAUAAUCCUAAUAUUGUGAGAGUAAUCUUCGA
Molecule: messenger RNA, 1491 nt
Organism: Macadamia integrifolia
Lineage: Eukaryota; Viridiplantae; Streptophyta; Magnoliopsida; Proteales; Proteaceae
Product: mannan endo-1,4-beta-mannosidase 1-like
Exons: 5
Coding region: 95-1309 (404 amino acids)
Molecular function (GO): hydrolase activity, hydrolyzing O-glycosyl compounds
Source: RefSeq, a predicted model, not a curated record